Molecule: messenger RNA, 1155 nt
Organism: Malus domestica (apple)
Lineage: Eukaryota; Viridiplantae; Streptophyta; Magnoliopsida; Rosales; Rosaceae
Source: RefSeq, a predicted model, not a curated record
AUGAACACUUCGAAAGCUUCAGAGAAAAACAAGCAGAAGCGUGCAUCAGUGUCUUUACCACCAUCUUCUCAUUUGAGUUUGGAUGAGGAGGAAGAACCACAAGAAGGCAUGGCUGAUAACCGUACUUUGAAGGAAUUGGCAACGCCAAAUACAGAUCAACAACCAUUGUGCAUCACAUAUCCAAAUGCAGAAGGGGGAUUUGAGCUUAAGUCCGACAUGAUUCACUACUUGCCUAAGUUCCAUGGCUUCUCAACAGAGGAUACCAACAAGCAUUUCAUGGAGUUUCAUGUGGUAUGCUCGGGAAUGAGACCAUCAAAUGUGGAUGAGGAGCAAGUUAAGUUGAGUGCAUUCCCAUUUACAUUAGAAGCUAAGGCAAAGGAGUGGCUUUACAAUUUACCUCCGGGAUCAAUGAACACAAGGAACCAGGUGAAGCAAGCAUUCUUGGAGCAAUAUUUUCUGGCCAUAAAAGCUGCAAGCAUAAGGAAAGACAUAUCAAGUGGAGGAGCAUUCAUGGACAAGACACCAACAAAUGCUAAGGCAUUAUUAAAGAACAUUGCUGGCAACACACGACAAUUUGGAGGGAGAGAUGAGUUACCUCUUAAGAAAGUUAACGAGAUUAAGGUGGCUCCAAAACAGGUGUGUGGUGUAUGUUCAAUGAUGGGACAUGCCACAGACAUGUGCCCUUCAUUGAUGGAUCAAGGUGGUCUUGAGCAAGCUAAUGCGUUAGGAGGGUUUCAGGGGCAACAAGGGCAAAAGUAUAAUCCAUACUCCAACAACUAUAAUGCGGGGUCGCGCGAUCAUCCACACUUAAAGUGGAACAAUCAAGACAACGGACAACAAUAUGUUCCCAAUAACUAUAACCGUUCACCUGGCUUCUUUCAAGCAAGACCGCAUGCACCAUUUCAGCCUCAACAACAACAAGAUCCAAGUAAGUCUCUUGAGGAUUUAAUUGCUUCUUUAGCUAACUCUAGUCAAUCUCAUCAACAGAAAACAGACAAAGCAAUUGAAAACCUUGAGCGCCAAAUGAGUCAGUUAGCAAGUUUGAUGGGGCAACAACACCAACCAGGAAGGUUGCCUAUCCAGACCGUGGUGAAUCCAACUACGGAGCAAAUGAAUGUUGUGACUUUAAGGAGUGGAAAAGAAGUUUUUGAGUAG